AUGCCUAAGAACAAGGGAAAGGGCGGUAAGAACCGCAGAAGGGGAAAGAACGAGAACGACAACCUCAAGCGCGAAUUGAUCUUCAAGGAAGAGGGUCAAGAAUACGCGCAAGUCAUCAAGAUGCUCGGCAACGGUCGCCUGGAGGCGCAAUGCUUCGACGGCGAGAAGCGGCUGGCGCACAUCCGCGGCAAGAUGCGCAAGAAGGUGUGGAUCAACCAGGGCGACAUCAUCCUGCUGUCGCUGCGCGACUACCAGGACGAGAAGGGCGAUGUCAUCCUCAAGUACAACGCCGACGAGGCCCGCUCGCUCAAGGCCUACGGCGAGCUGCCCGAGACGGCCAAGAUUAACGAGACCGACACCUACGGCGGCGAGGGUGACGAGGGCGGCAUCGGCUUCGAGUUCGACGAGGAUCGCAGUAGCGACGACGAAGGUGCCAACUUGAAGGAGGCCGAUAUCGAUGACAUCUAA
Molecule: messenger RNA, 468 nt
Organism: Lasiodiplodia theobromae
Lineage: Eukaryota; Fungi; Ascomycota; Dothideomycetes; Botryosphaeriales; Botryosphaeriaceae
Product: Eukaryotic translation initiation factor 1a
Exons: 2
Coding region: 1-468 (155 amino acids)
Biological process (GO): translational initiation
Cellular component (GO): cytoplasm
Molecular function (GO): RNA binding; translation initiation factor activity
Source: RefSeq, a predicted model, not a curated record